UCCAUAAACCAGCACUCAUCGUGCACAAGAUCUGACAGUUAUGCAUUAAUGCGGGUCACAAAGUGCCGAACAAAGCAGCGAUUGGCUGCGCCCCUGUAUAAUCUAGUGCUAAAUCGGUGGAUUAAUGAGGGGCAACGCAGCGGGCUGGCAAUCCCGCAACCACCGAUCUGAUGCAAAAACAUAACGAGCCAUGUCUGGUCUCGAAGCAAUCGGCAUCGCAGCGAGCAUUAUCCAAGUCGCUGAACUUGGUGCCAAGCUUGCGGUCAAACUGUGCACUUUCUAUCAUCAGGUUAAGGAGUCGAAUGAGGCUGUUCAGAGUCUGUCGAGUGAUGUUUCGCUGACAUGCAGUAUUCUGCAUCAAUUGGGGGAUAGUCUCGAGCAGGAUGCGGAGACGAGGCUGUACUCGGCCAAUGCAUUCAUUACUGCGCAGGAGGUCCUGGGAGAGUGUAGGAAGGUGUUUGAUAAGAUCGACCAUGCGGUCGAGGAGCAGAAGCGCGAUAAUACGAAGAAUCGGGUCGCUCGCGUGACGAGGAAGUUUGGACUCGCGCUUAUGGAGAGAGAUCUGGAUAUGAUGAGGACCAAUUUAGAGAGGCUGAAGAGUACGGUGUUGUUGAUGUUGAAUGUGAUUAUUUAUGCCGGGCAGAUUCGGUGUAAAUCCGAGUCUCCUCUCCUGAAAGAACAACGAGAACUCAUCGAUCUCCUCGUGGCAGAGAAAAAGGCCAACGAGGACAAAUACACCAAUCUUCAAAAAGCCAUCGAGUCGGCCCAAGUGAACAAUCACUUCCAGGCGUUGACUCCCUCCAUCAGCCAGGAUACGGCGAGUACCACAAGCACUGCAUACGACCCAUCAACAGAAGUAAAAGAGUACUACACCCUCGUCAAAAACCUCCUCGAACGAGUCGACGCCUGCAAAUAUACUCUCGAUCCAAGCCGACACCGGCGCAUUCGCUACGGCGUUAUGAAUGUGCAUUUAGCAGAGGAAAAGCUAUUCCGGUCUGUCGAUGAAGAGAAGCUCUCACAGCUCAUUCGUGGAGACCCGAUAUUCGAGUCGCAAGCCAUGCACGCUCCUGCAAAGGCCACAAAGCUGCGAAAAGCACGACCAGCGGUUGCGAACACCGGUGAAACGUUUAGCAAUUUUGAUACCCGUCCACUGUUUCCACCUUUAUUUGGCUCCAGCCCUAUCCACUUUGCUACAGAAAACAAUGGGCAGACGUCGUCUUCGGCUUUUGCCACGGUAACAAAGCCCAAAAUGUUCGGUUCUGCGAAUCCGAGCUACAAUCACCGCGGAUCGGAAACUGAUUAUGAACCUUUGUUUGGGCGGGGCUUUGAAAGCCAGGACAGCCCCAGUCAUUCGGCGGAUGAUGUCUCUAAUGCCGUGGAAAACUUUGUUCUUGAGUGGACGACUAUAGACAAGGGUGAAUUACAUGAUUGAUUAUCAAGAAUGGCCUUGCAUGCAAUAAUUGGAAACAUUCAGGAUUAAUUGCUGGGAGGUAUUCGAGAGAAUUACUUGGCCAA
Messenger RNA from Aspergillus glaucus CBS 516.65, 1515 nucleotides. RefSeq lists its product as uncharacterized. Bases 191 to 1432 code for a protein of 413 amino acids. The transcript has 2 exons. NCBI's taxonomy places the organism in Eukaryota, Fungi, Ascomycota, Eurotiomycetes, Eurotiales, Aspergillaceae. Gene Ontology annotation, biological process: regulation of DNA-templated transcription. The record is from RefSeq and is a predicted model, not a curated record.